GUGCUGACGUCUGUGGCGCUGGCUGCGCACGAGGCUCUGGGCGACUGCGAGGCUCUGUUGCUGCUCGUUUCCUGCUUCAUCAACUACUCGGGGGCCUGCCGGAGCUUCAGCAAAGCGGCGGGGCGAGGAUCCGUGCACCUGUUGGAGUUUUUGGCGUCGCGAAGUGUUGCGGUGCGCGAGUUUGAGGCGGCGGUGCUUGUGGCCGUGAAGAACCGCGAUCUGCUGGUGCUGCAAUGGUUAUUUGGGUACAGACCUGGUGCGAGGCUUUCGACGCGGGUCUUGGAUCAAGCGGCGGCUUCAGGGGACUUGAAGAUGGCACAGUGGCUGGUGGAUCACGCCGCGCCUCGGAGCUUGAGCUGCUCGCAGCAAGGUGCCCUUUACGCAGCGGAGCGCGGUGAUCUGGCCAUGCUACAGUGGCUGGAAGAGCUGUUUUACUUUGAGUAUUCGCCUCGUAUAUUGGACGCUGCAGCGAGAGGCGGAUACUUGGAGGUCGUCGAGUUUCUGCAUCGACAGAAGGCCAAGUGUACAACGAGAGCAAUGAACGGGGCGGCUGCGAACGGACACCUCGACGUUGUGGAAUGGCUGCAUAUUAACCGGAAGGAAGGAUGCGCACAAACGGCGAUGGACGGUGCUGCUGCGAACGGAUACUUGCCAGUUGGUCAGUGGUUGCAUGAGCAUCGCGA
Molecule: messenger RNA, 683 nt
Organism: Phytophthora sojae
Lineage: Eukaryota; Oomycota; Peronosporomycetes; Peronosporales; Peronosporaceae
Exons: 1
Molecular function (GO): protein binding
Source: RefSeq, a predicted model, not a curated record